AUGAAGGACGACGGCAAGACGCCAGAUAGUGAAAACGGAGGAGCGAACGUGUUCGCAAGAAGCGGAAAGCUGCAGAGAUCACCAGCGUCAAACCAGGUGACCACAGCGAGUUCCAGUAGUAGCAUACCCCAAGUGGAACAGCAUGGACCCCAAGGAGAGCAGUUAGGUGCGGUGCCAUGCCAAAUAUUCACACCGAAAUCCAGCAGUGGCAAACAGCAAGAAUUGCAGCUUGGGAGAACCAAAAUGACGGAGGUUAGGAAGAAGAUCGAAGAACUCUAUGUGUUCGUGAAGGAUAAGAACAACAUACACAAGGAGGUCAAGCUACUAGCGACGGUCAUCAAAUCCGGCAUAUCUGUGGCAGAUCGGGAACUGCAAGAAUGGAGAAGAAGAGCCGAAGCGGCCGAAAAGGCUCUGCUUGAGGCCAAGGAGAAUGCAAUGCUGGCUGUAGCGCAGGAGACGCCGAAGGGACAAACGAACCCACGUCCGAAAAAAAAAAGAAAUAGGGAAACGCCAGGAGUCGAAGAGGACCCAAAAAAACACAAGGACGACGAAUACGGGGACAAGGGGCAAGAAGAUGGAGAAGACAAUGAUUGGCGUAAAGUCGAAAACCAGAAGGAGAAGAGGAAAAAACUGAAGGAAGAGGAAAAAAGGAAGACGGAACAGAAGAAGGAGGAGGAGAAGGAAAAGAAGAAUGAAGAGGAAGAGAAGAAGAAGAAGACGGAAGAGAGGAAGAAGGAAGUCAAGAAGAAGGAAAACCCCAGGCAUCGUAGGGAGAGAAGUAAGGGCGACGCUCUGGUUAUCGAGGCGAAAGAUAAAACGACAUACGCAGCAUUCCUCCGGAUAGUGAGAGAGGAUCCGAAGUUAAAGCAACUGGGCGAGAGCGUGGUGAAAACCAGGCGCACCCAGAAAGCUGAGCUGAAGAAGGACCCGUCGGUGAGGAGUUCAGCCUUCAAGGAACUCGUCGAAAAAUCUCUUGGCGAGGACACGAACGUAUGA
Ochlerotatus camptorhynchus is the source of this 996-nucleotide messenger RNA. RefSeq lists its product as uncharacterized. NCBI's taxonomy places the organism in Eukaryota, Metazoa, Arthropoda, Insecta, Diptera, Culicidae. The record is from RefSeq and is a predicted model, not a curated record. The coding region runs from base 1 to 996 and encodes 331 amino acids. The transcript has a single exon.